Messenger RNA from Felis catus (domestic cat), 4400 nucleotides. It is a transcript of the gene SYMPK, whose product is annotated as symplekin scaffold protein. Gene Ontology annotation, cellular component: mRNA cleavage and polyadenylation specificity factor complex. The coding region runs from base 542 to 4363 and encodes 1273 amino acids. The transcript has 27 exons. The record is from RefSeq and is a predicted model, not a curated record. Lineage: Eukaryota; Metazoa; Chordata; Mammalia; Carnivora; Felidae.
UUUCUUCUCCUGCUCAGGACCCUCCCGUGGCUCCCCAGUGCCCUCAGGGCAAAGUUCCAACGUGGCCCCCAAGGCGCGUCGGCCCCGCCGGCCUCGGCUCGGCCUCUCUGCCCGCUCCUCACUUCGCACAGCUGCCCCGGCCUUCCGGUUCCUCAAACUCGCCACGGGCCUUCCCGCCUCGGGCUUUUUGCACAUGCUGUCCCCCCUCUGCCCGCAACAUCCUUUUACCCAUUCUGCCUGGCUAACUCCCAUUCAUCUUUCGGGUCUCGGCACCAACGUCACUUCCUAUGCGAAGCCCUCCUUUCCCGCCCUCCGUCCCGAAAUCCGCCUGCUAAACGCUCUCAUAGGUCCCUCUUCCUUUCCUUCAUGUCACACGUGGUCUGAUUUACCAUUGGACCUUUAUUUGUGAGGCUUUUUGAUUAGGUCCUUGACCGUGAGCUCCACGGGGACGGGGAGGGACUGAGUAUGUGUUGGGCAUCGCCGAAUUCCCAGCACGGCGCUGGUCGCACUGAAGACACCCGGGAGAUACGGGACAGCAGGCAUGGCAGGCAGCAGCGGAGAUAGUAUCACUCGCCGGAGCGUGGCAUCCCAGUUUUUCACACAAGAGGAGGGGCCGGGCAUCGAUGGCAUGACCACCUCAGAGAGAGUGGUGGAUCUCCUGAACCAGGCGGCACUGAUCACCAAUGACUCGAAGAUCACAGUACUCAAACAGGUCCAGGAACUGAUCAUCAACAAAGAUCCCACACUACUGGACAACUUCCUGGACGAGAUCAUCGCUUUCCAGGCGGACAAGUCCAUUGAAGUGCGCAAAUUUGUCAUCGGCUUCAUCGAGGAGGCAUGCAAACGAGACAUUGAGCUACUCCUGAAACUGAUCGCAAACCUCAACAUGCUCUUGAGGGAUGAGAAUGUGAAUGUGGUGAAGAAGGCCAUCCUCACCAUGACCCAGCUCUACAAGGUGGCCCUGCAGUGGAUGGUGAAGUCACGAGUCAUCAGUGAGCUCCAGGAGGCCUGCUGGGACAUGGUGUCCGCCAUGGCUGGUGACAUCAUUCUGCUGCUGGAUUCUGAUAAUGACGGCAUCCGCACCCACGCCAUCAAGUUUGUGGAGGGCCUCAUUGUCACCCUGUCACCCCGCAUGGCAGACUCGGAGGUGCCCCGCCGCCAGGAGCAUGAUAUCAGCCUGGACCGCAUCCCUCGUGACCACCCCUACAUCCAGUACAAUGUGCUGUGGGAAGAGGGCAAGGCAGCUUUGGAGCAGUUGCUCAAGUUCAUGGUGCAUCCCGCCAUCUCCUCCAUCAACCUGACCACAGCUCUGGGCUCCCUUGCCAACAUCGCCCGCCAGAGGCCCAUGUUCAUGUCAGAGGUGAUCCAGGCCUACGAAACCCUGCAUGCCAACCUGCCCCCUACGCUGGCCAAAUCCCAGGUGAGCAGCGUGCGCAAGAACCUCAAGCUGCACCUGCUGAGUGUCCUGAAGCACCCGGCCUCCUUGGAGUUUCAGGCCCAGAUUACCACCCUGCUGGUGGACCUAGGCACACCUCAGGCUGAGAUUGCCCGCAAUAUGCCCAGCGGCAAGGAUGCCCGCAAGCGGCCCCGGGACGACUCGGAUUCCACGCUCAAGAAGAUGAAGUUAGAGCCCAACCUGGGGGAAGAUGAUGAGGACAAGGACUUGGAGCCGGGCCCAUCGGGAACCUCCAAGGCCUCAGCCCAGAUCUCAGGCCAGUCAGAUACAGACAUCACCGCCGAGUUCCUGCAGCCUUUGCUGACACCUGACAACGUGGCCAAUCUGGUCCUCAUCAGCAUGGUGUACCUGCCCGAGGCCAUGCCCGCCUCCUUCCAAGCCAUCUAUACCCCCGUGGAGUCAGCAGGCACCGAAGCCCAGAUCAAGCACCUGGCUCGGCUCAUGGCCACACAGAUGACGGCUGCGGGACUGGGGCCAGGUGUGGAGCAGACCAAACAGUGCAAGGAGGAGCCCAAGGAGGAAAAGGUGGUGAAGCCAGAGAGUGUCCUGAUUAAGCGACGCCUGUCGGCCCAGGGCCAGGCCAUCUCAGUGGUGGGCUCCCUGAGCUCCAUGUCUACUCUGGAGGAGGAGGCGCCCCAGGCCAAGAGGAGGCCAGAGCCCAUCAUCCCUGUCACACAGCCCCGGCUGGCGGGCGCUGGUGGGCGCAAGAAAAUCUUCCGUCUGAGCGAUGUGCUCAAGCCCCUGACCGACGCCCAGGUUGAGGCUAUGAAGCUGGGCGCCGUGAAGCGGAUCCUCCGGGCAGAGAAGGCCGUGGCCUGCAGCGGGGCGGCCCAGGUGCGCAUAAAGAUCCUGGCCAGUCUGGUGACACAGUUUGACUCGGGCCUGAAGGCCGAGGUCUUGUCCUUCAUCCUGGAGGAUGUGCGGGCCCGCCUGGACUUGGCCUUCGCUUGGCUCUACCAGGAGUACAAUGCCUACCUGGCAGCUGGUGCCUCGGGCACCCUGGACAAGUACGAGGACUGCCUUAUCCGCCUGCUCUCCGGCCUGCAGGAGAAGCCAGACCAGAAGGAUGGGAUCUUCACCAAGGUUGUGCUAGAGGCACCGCUGAUCACUGAGAGCGCCCUGGAGGUGAUUCGCAAGUACUGCGAGGAUGAGAGUCGCACUUACCUGGGCAUGUCUACUCUUCGAGACCUGAUCUUCAAGCGCCCGUCCCGCCAGUUCCAGUACCUGCAUGUUCUGCUAGACCUCAGCUCCCACGAGAAGGACAAGGUGCGUUCCCAGGCCCUGCUGUUCAUCAAGCGCAUGUACGAAAAGGAGCAGCUGCGAGAGUAUGUGGAGAAAUUUGCCCUCAACUACCUGCAACUCCUGGUCCACCCCAACCCACCGUCUGUGCUGUUUGGAGCCGACAAGGACACAGAGGUGGCAGCGCCCUGGACCGAGGAGACAGUAAAGCAGUGUCUGUACCUCUACCUGGCUCUCCUGCCUCAGAACCACAAGCUGAUCCACGAACUGGCCGCCGUGUACACUGAGGCCAUCGCUGACAUCAAGCGGACGGUGCUGAGGGUCAUCGAACAGCCGAUCCGAGGAAUGGGCAUGAACUCACCAGAGCUGCUCCUGCUGGUAGAAAACUGUCCCAAGGGGGCAGAGACACUGGUCACACGAUGUCUGCACAGCCUCACGGACAAAGUCCCGCCCUCCCCGGAGCUGGUGAAGCGGGUCCGGGAUCUCUACCACAAGCGAUUGCCAGAUGUCCGCUUCCUCAUCCCUGUGCUCAAUGGACUGGAGAAGAAAGAAGUGAUCCAGGCCCUGCCAAAGCUCAUCAAACUCAACCCCAUUGUGGUGAAAGAGGUCUUCAACCGCCUGCUGGGCACCCAGCACGGUGAAGGGAACUCGGCCUUGUCCCCGCUGAACCCUGGAGAGCUGCUUAUUGCGUUGCACAACAUUGACUCGGUGAAGUGUGACAUGAAGUCCAUCAUCAAAGCCACCAACCUGUGCUUUGCGGAGCGGAACGUGUACACGUCGGAGGUGCUGGCCGUGGUGAUGCAGCAGCUGAUGGAGCAGAGCCCCCUGCCCAUGCUGCUCAUGAGGACCGUCAUCCAGUCUCUGACCAUGUACCCCCGCCUGGGGGGGUUCGUCAUGAACAUCCUGUCCCGCCUCAUCAUGAAGCAGGUGUGGAAGUAUCCCAAGGUGUGGGAGGGCUUCAUCAAGUGCUGUCAACGCACCAAGCCCCAGAGCUUCCAGGUCAUCCUGCAGUUGCCACCCCAGCAGCUGGGUGCCGUCUUUGACAAGUGCCCAGAGCUCCGGGAGCCCCUGCUGGCCCACGUCCGAUCCUUCACCCCCCACCAGCAAGCACACAUCCCCAACUCCAUCAUGACCAUCCUGGAGGCCAGUGGCAAGCAGGAGCCAGAGGCCAAGGAAGUGCCCGCGGGGCCCCUGGAAGAGGACGACCUGGAGCCCCUGGCCCUGGCCCCAGCCCCAGCCCCCCGGCCCCCUCAGGACCUCAUCGGCCUUCGGCUGGCCCAGGAGAAAGCCUUAAAGCGGCAGCUGGAGGAGGAACAGAAGCUGAAGCCGGGAGGAGUGGGAGCCCCCUCGUCCUCCUCCUCGUCCUCCUCUUCCUCCACCCGGCCAGGCCCUCCCCAGCCCGAGGAAACCAUAGAUUUCCGGGAGGAGGGGCCUGAGUGUGAGACCCCCGCCAUCUUCAUCAGCAUGGAUGACGACUCGGGGCUGACCGAGGCGGCACUCCUGGACUCUAGUCUCGAGGGGCCCCUACCGAAGGAGGCAACAGGCGGGUUGACCUCAAAGGAGGAGCGCAGCCCCCAGACCCUCACCCCUGCCGGAGACGAUACCGUGAAGACCCCCAGCCCCGCCGCCGAGGAAUCCGGGGAACCCGAGACCAAGGGGAACAGCUGACGGGGCUCGGUGGGGAAGGGGAGUGGGGCAGAGAGCU